AUGCCAGAUCGUGUCGUGAGAAGACGCAACGUCAAGACCCGCAAUCGCAAUGGCUGUUCGACAUGCCGAGCUCGGCGAUUAAAAUGUGAUGAGAAAAAGCCCGAGUGCAAUAACUGCAUUAGACUGAGUAUCCCGUGCGGCGGCUAUGCGCCAAAGACCAUCUUUAAAGACCAAACAAAGCUGUUUCACCAAGACUCACCCAGGCGGACAAGAUCUGGUCAGAGAUUGGGUGACUCGGAUCAACAAGAUGAAGUCGAUGAUAGCUUCCAGCUUCCUGAACAACAAAAUCCACCUCAGGAAUAUCUCGCGUCGUAUGUUACGCCAGAUCUAGAAAACAAUGUGAUCGAGACCCAGAGCCCCAUCUAUCAAGCCGGACAACAAAAUGAGACGCUCGGUUCGCAUUCAUUAUCAAAUCCAGAUGUAUCGUCAACGUGGGAUACAGGGUUAAUCCAUGGCGCUGCUCUGGUUACCACCGCCAAUACACCAGCAAGCAAUCAUCAUGAGCCUUCGUCGUAUAUAGCUUCGCCAGUAAUUACACCUGGCACAUCAUCUCACACCCCAUUUGCAUACGCAACUCCCAAUUUCUCACCACCUCAAUUUCCCCUCCAAGAUGGCCUACCGGAGACGACCAGGGCAGAUAAGUUCUUUGGCAUCAAAGUGGCUCCAAUGAUACCCCACGGUUUAUUCGAAAGUAUGAAGUUUCCAGAAGACAUGCUAUACUAUCACCAUCUACGCGACACUGGACCCUACGGAGUUCUCUCAGUCCUAUAUCUCAACGACAUUCUUGAUGCUGAAUACCUCAACGGAUCAUUUUACCAUGCCGCACUAGCGCUUUCCGCACUCAAAAUCUCAAAGUCUGACGCCCAUACCCAUCUUCGCAAUCAAGCAUCAAUACACGCAUUAGAACAUUUUGUUGUGGCGCUUGGAGACAUUGGCAAGAUUGAAGUAGAAGACAUCAACACUCCAAGCAAUGAGCAAAAUCCGAGGAAACGGGAGAAUGCUGUAUCUUGGCUGAGCACUGUCUUGCUGCUCGCUCACUAUGAGUUGAAGCGCGGACAGAUAGGACUAUGGUGCGUUCACGGUCGUGCAGCUGUUGAAUUUCUCUCGUCGCAUUUAACCCUCGUGCGAGCUACAGACAUUGGUGAAUCCCUCGUCCGCGCCUUUUCGCGAAUAGCGGCUCUGCUGGUUUUCUAUGAGCGCACACAUUCAAUACGGAAACAGGCCGUUUCGCCAGAAGUGUCGAGUUCUCUGAUGGAAUUGCUUGCUUCUUCAAAUUUACCCUACGAUAGACUUCUUUACAUAGGUCCGCGGGUGAAUGCUCUGGAGGAAGAAUGGAGAGCUAAUCUUAGACCGGACGCGACGUGGAAUGAGCGCGUCGACAAACUCAGGAUUGAGCUUGAAGAAUGGCGACAAAAUCUACCGCUUGAAGAAGUCCCAGCGUUUGAUGAUGAAGACGAUUUAGAAGGACACGCUGUCGACAUAAAACCACUAACAAUAUUGACAUCUCAUGAACCCGUCAGAGCAGCGACAAACUAUGCACAUUAUCUUGUCAAAAUGCUACGGGUAGACAUGAUGUAUACGUCCGAAAAAGACCACCAUAUAACUCCUGCCGAAUCAGCCUCGGCGAUCCGCAAAAUCUGUCGCCUCACCCUGGGUCUCCCAUAUACUCUCUGCGUCAGCGUCAACAAUUACGGCCACGGUAUGCUUCCAGCUAUGCUGGACGCUUAUCACAUGGCGGACGAUGCUAUGCGGGGUUGGAUCAGAAAAUGGAUAUCCUCGCGACCUGAUACGCGGGAGGGAAUAUGGGACAUUAAGCGUGUGCAAAAGUUGAUUGCCUACUUGGAUCGAGAGUAUAAAGGACAAGGGUCUAGGGCGGGCUGGACGGUAAUCAAGACGAGGAUGAUUGAUGAGGAAGAUGAUGGUCAGGAAGGUGGGGAUGACGCGAGGGAUGACGCGACGAAUUUCUGCGUUGAGAUUUACUCAAAAGGGAAGAGAGGUUGGAGUAUGGACUUUGUUGAAAUUGAGUGA
Molecule: messenger RNA, 2028 nt
Organism: Fusarium poae
Lineage: Eukaryota; Fungi; Ascomycota; Sordariomycetes; Hypocreales; Nectriaceae
Exons: 2
Coding region: 1-2028 (675 amino acids)
Biological process (GO): regulation of DNA-templated transcription
Molecular function (GO): DNA-binding transcription factor activity, RNA polymerase II-specific; zinc ion binding
Source: RefSeq, a predicted model, not a curated record